AUGCGCUCACUAUUCGAUAGCAGCUACAACAACAUCCUCGAGAAGCACCUGAACCAGGCGCCUGGACCUCUUCUAGUACUCCCUCAAGGUUCCGGCCUUUCCAGGGUUGUUGUUUCACAACAAGAGCUUGCUCGGUACGCCCCAAAUUCACUUCAGCGUGCUGUCCUUGCCUUGCCUAGCAACCCUGUGACCGUUAUGGACGGCCAGGUACGCUGGAAGCAAAUCUUGGGCAUGCGGAACUCGUACAUAAAUGCCUUUCUCAUCCAGAGUCGAGGCACUCGGGAGUUGGUUCCUUGCACUUUGUGCGCCAAGAAAAUGGAAAAGGACCGCUCCCAGUACGCACGUCCCUUCCCCUACUGCAUUCGUCUCCCGGGUCACUUUGGUGGCUGCUGCGGCAAUUGCAAGUGGCCGGAUCACGCUGCUAAGUGCCACGGACAAGAAGAGGCCGGUGCUGGAGAUGGUUCCCGAGGGGAGCCCAACGACCUUGCUGAUGGGGAGGAUGAUCCAGUCGUCGUCUCAGGCGAUGAUAACCUUGACGUUAAUGCGCUCGAGGACGCUGGUGAUUUCCUUCCCGGAGAGGAAGAUGAGAUGGACAUGUCUGUGAGCUUAGUCCCACUCCCUGAUGACGGAUCCGCUGGUGCUGCUACCGAAGACGAUCCUAUUCGGAUCGACUAG
Molecule: messenger RNA, 675 nt
Organism: Fusarium verticillioides 7600
Lineage: Eukaryota; Fungi; Ascomycota; Sordariomycetes; Hypocreales; Nectriaceae
Exons: 2
Coding region: 1-675 (224 amino acids)
Source: RefSeq, a predicted model, not a curated record